AUGAAACUGUGGAGGAGGUCAGCUUGGCCUUUGGUGGUGGCCUACCUCGUUGCCUUGGCGAUGCUCUGCGUCACCCCCGUGGCCGCUGGCAACCGCAACCACCGGGGAUCGACAGUCUCCUACCAGGUGAAGCAGGGGACAUGCGAGGUUGUGGCCAUCCAUCGCUGCUGCAAUAAGAAUAAGAUCGAGGAGCGCUCCCAAACCGUCAAGUGUUCCUGUUUCCCCGGGCAAGUCGCUGGCACCACCAGAGCAAGACCCUCAUGUGUGGAAGCCUCCAUUGUAGCCCAGAAAUGGUGGUGCCAGAUGCAGCCAUGCAUGGAUGGAGAAGAAUGUAAGGUCUUACCUGACUUGACCGGCUGGUCCUGCAGCACUGGCAAUAAAGUCAAAACCACAAAGGUCACACGAUAACAAGAGAGCCACUGGAGCAAGAGGCAACGUACAAUUAACUCUCCAUCUGGAAAGAGUGGAAGACAUGAACUUACUCGAACAUGUUGAAAAUAUGAUGUCAGCAUCUCCAUUAUGAAACAAGACUGUAAACGUAACCACGAUAAUGCCGUACCCGGCGGUGGCCAUGAGGACAACCACGCUUGCCGAGGGUGCACGAGGACAAAAGGCGACUCUAAUUUCCAACCUAUGGAUGAUCGAAAUCCAAUCUGAAGACCGAGUAAGCAUUUCAAAGUGUGUCUUUCAACAAAGCAUUUGUGGAGACGUGAGCCCAGCCGCUGGACAUGAUGCGGGCGGGCUUUUUGUCAACUUGUAGAGCUCAUAUAGUGCAGCAAAGAGAUAGCGGCUCAUAACUAGCAAAUUAGAAUGGAAUUGCUCUUGUGGGUCAAGUCGCCGCCGCCACAAAGACUGUUUUGUGUGAGCCAAUUUGCAGUUCUAAUUAGGAAUUGCUGUGUAGGAACAUAACAACAUAUUAAAAAUUCAUCUGUGGUAUUUGCACUAGUUGAAACCUUUGGGUAAUCUUUGGUUAUUCCCAAUAUCGCUCGAUGGAGGUCUUGCAGAACUUGAAAUUUUUCUCCAACAUUUAAAGUAGGCCCAUACAUGUGUGUGCCUCUUUACGUAUGAGUGGUUGAAAAUUGCUACCAUUCUAACUAGCAACUCUCGAUCAUCCCGUAUUUCUGGUCGUUAUCAAAACGUGUUCUGUGACACUUUCUUUUAAAAUAAGACAUCCAAGGUUCAAGCGUUUGCUUGUGUUGUCUUUUUAUCGGGACCAUUGCUGUUUUCCUCAUGGACAAGAUUAUUUGCAAAGUGAUGUCCUGAAUGAGGGUCAUUUGGAGCCACCUUUACGAGAAAUCGGAUGUGUUUUUGCGCAAGCGCCAAUUUCCCCCCAGUAAGCUUUUCUGCAUCAAUAUUUCAGUGAGAUAUGGUGAAAUAAUUGCUCCGGAUAAGUGCGGUUCAACUCUUGGCAGGCUUUACCCUGCAGGGUCUGUCACCAUUGUUGCAAUGAGGACAACGGUGCACCCCCGAAAAAAAGUCCUCUCACAUCUCACUAUUAAUUC
Molecule: messenger RNA, 1502 nt
Organism: Syngnathus typhle (broad-nosed pipefish)
Lineage: Eukaryota; Metazoa; Chordata; Actinopteri; Syngnathiformes; Syngnathidae
Gene: tafa4b
Product: TAFA chemokine like family member 4b
Exons: 4
Coding region: 1-408 (135 amino acids)
Molecular function (GO): receptor ligand activity
Source: RefSeq, a predicted model, not a curated record